Phytomonas sp. Hart1 is the source of this 1578-nucleotide messenger RNA. Lineage: Eukaryota; Euglenozoa; Kinetoplastea; Trypanosomatida; Trypanosomatidae. The record is from the annotation of a GenBank genome assembly.
AUGGGUGAGCUCUCCACCAAUGGCGAAGGUCUUGCCCGGCAAGACCUAAGCAAGCUGGAUGUGAGCAAGCUCGGUGUGGACACAUUGGAAGUGAUGUCGCGACAGGCGACGGUUAAUGUCGGCACCAUCGGGCAUGUUGCGCACGGUAAGUCGACCGUCGUCAAGGCUCUCACUGGCGUUAGAACGCAAAAGUAUCAUCGAGAGGCGGUCAUGAACAUCACGAUUCAUCUGGGCUAUGCCAACGCCAAGGUCUUCCAAUGCGAGACGUGCCCCCGACCUACAUGUUUCCAGACCUGCCCGUCCUCGCAACCGGACGAUACCCCAUGCCCGCAGUGCGGCAAGUCCAUGGUCCUUAAGCGGCACUUUUCCUUCGUCGACUGCCCUGGACAUGACGCGCUCAUGGCAACGAUGCUCAGUGGCGCCGCCAUCAUGGAUGCCGCGCUGCUGCUUAUUGCUGCUAACGAGAGCUUUCCACAGCCACAGACGCUGGAGCACAUAGCAGCGGCUGAGAUAAUGGGGGGUUGCUUUCUUAUUGUUCUUCAAAACAAAAUGGAUCUCAUCCGUAAUCCGGAGCUGGCGACAGAACAGCGCGAUCUAAUUCAACAUUAUCUUGACACAAAGACAAACUACGUGGGUGCGCCGAUCCUCCCCAUCAGUGCUCAGCUUGAAAUCAACAUUCCAUACCUCCUGGAGUACCUCGUGCAUGUGCCACUUCCCAAACGUAUGAUGCGGACGCCAGAUGUCCGGCUGCAUGUUCUGCAAAGUUUCGAUCUCUCAAUUUCCGGCGAUACCCUGGAGACGGCGGCACUCUGCGGUGGGGUCGUGGGGGGAUCUAUCAAGCAGGGUGUGCUGUGCAAAGGUGAUGUGGUAGAAUUUAUUCCGGGUCUUAUUACGGUGUCAAGGCCGGGCAUGCCACUGCCAUCCCGCGACGCGGCCCUCAGUGGAGCGUCAAUUUCCUACCUCUCGACGCCACCACCUGGAACACUGUAUUGUACUCCCCUCCGUACAACCGUGCGCAGUCUUCAAACAGAAAAUAAUUCUCUUGAAUUUGCUAUCCCUGGCGGUCUCAUCGCUAUGGGGACCUCUUUAGACCCAGCCUUGACACGGCAAAAUAAACUGUGUGGGCAAGUUCUCCGGGUGGUGCACUCACAGCUUUAUGGUGACUGCAGUAACGCGGUGGAUGUUGAAGUAUACCGCGAGGUUGAUAUCCACUUUUACCUGUUGAAAGAACUGCUCGGCCUGGCGGGACCGGUGACUCGAGCACAGCACGCAAGGCAUGGCGUGAACUCCGCAGUCCGCUUGCACACUGCCCAUCAUCCGCCGGGUGAAAAAAUUGCGUCGACACGUAUUCAGCCCCUUCGCGAAGGCGAGACAAUUCUUAUCAGUGUUGGGACACUGACCACGGCAGCUACGGUCCUACGUACAUCGCGUGCAGCCGGAAGGGCUUUUUGUCAAUUGGAAAGACCUGUAUGUGGUAAUAUCGGAGACAAGGUGGUCCUCACCCGUUAUAUUUGCCGUAAAGUCCGCUUAAUUGGAUGGGGGACCAUCAAGCGAGGCGUACCGGUUCAAUUUUUGUAG